AUGCUCGUGGGGGUCGCUAGAGCCACGGGCGCAGGGAAAUCAUCAAUGCUCAAUGCUCUUCUAGGAUUUCGUGAAAUAUUCCCUUCAGGACAUCAGGGAGCAGCUACCGCGGUGCCGUGCAAAGUAUCAUGGAACUUUGACGACCGCGCCGGCCACGAGUGCAUCGCAAACAUUUACUUCCAAUCCAAAGCGGAGGUCAUGAAGACUCUUGAGAUUCUUGUUGAAGCAUUCAUCUCUCGGGACAAUCCGGACGAGACUUCUUUUCACAGCGACAAAGAAAAAGAGGACAAUCUUGAACAGAUGCAAAAUGAGAUAAACAAGGGCAUGGAAAAGGUCCGAGCUGUGUGGAAGCUUGAAGAAGAAGAUGUGCAGGAUAUUAUCAACAGCACGUGCUCGAAAGUCACAUCAAGCGCAAACUUCAUCUUCGAUAGCAACCCUGCGGUUGGUGAACUUUUGAAGUUAUCGAUGAAGCCCGUCCACGCAUCCACUCCCGAGGAGCUGGCAGGCUUGACCAAACCAUACCUUGAUUCGACAGAGGCUUCUCAUGGGAGUGGUACCAAUUUUGCUGCUUGGCCACUUGUCAAAGAGGUCAGGUUAUUCUUGAGAGUUUCGCUUCUGAAGAAUGGAAUAUGCUUGGUCGACCUCCCUGGACAGGGAGAGAUGGAGGCUAGCAGGGUAGAAGUCGCUCAAAAGUACUCAGAUAAGCUUGACGUUACUAUGAUCGUCGCUCCAGUUCAUCGGGCUGCCGAUGAGCGUAUUGCGCAGAAGCUUGUAAGCAAGUUUCAUUCAAUGCAAAUGCAAAUGGAUGGACGCUUCAACAAAGAAAAGUUCUCCGUUAUUCUUUCCAAAACCGACCAAAUCGAGGCCGAUGAUUAUACAGCCUUAUAUGGACAAGACGAAGAAGUGCGGGCGCUUAAAAGGAGCGAUUCAAAUUGCCCGACAGGAAAAGAGUAACAGACCAAACAGUCGAAGACAAAGAAAGUUGCAAUCACGGGCCAAAGCUUUAAUGAAACAUUUCAAGAAGGCUUCCCAUAAAAAUAAAAAGAUUGGGACAGAGGAAAAAGCCCUAGUCGUUGACCAGAAGCUGAAGAAAACAAAUAAUAAGUUGCUCGCGAAAGCAUUAUUAAGGAAAAUCAUGGCAUGGAAAGAGCGUGCCAAGAAAACCAACAAGCAAGCGGACCUUGAGAUUCAGAGGCUUGAUCACCAACUGAGCCAUUGGGCCAUCUGGAAUAGAAACCGCCAUGUGGGUGAGCGUAUAGAACAAAGCUUCCAGAGGCAGAAACGAGGUAACUCGCGGGGACCCAGUGUCUCAAGAGAUGAGACCUUGGGAGUGACAGUCUUGGGAAUCAGCUCCACUGCAUACUGGCAGCUCCAAAAUCAAAAAGGGGCAAGACUCGGUUUUCCCCGAGAAACUUUCACGGGGAUCCCGGGGGUAGCACAAUGGAUGCAUAAGGCAAUAUCCAAGUCAAGAGAAAAGCACUUGCUUCUGAUAUUGAACAAAUAUCUUGUCGUCUUCAACAAGUUGCAGGCAUGGACGAAAAAUUCAACUAAGUCAGAUCCGGUUAUGGAUAAGAUUGAGAUUGAAGAUCGACUGAACAAAUCUCACCAGAACUUUUUGAAAGUAAGUGGUUCUAUUCAGGGGCAUCCUUUGAGACCUGAACUGCGAGCUAAUUCGAUUUCUAGGAUCUGGAGAGUAUCUUCGACACUUUAUGCAAGAAAAUUGAGGCAUUAGACACUCUCAAAGAGAUCAACCCAAUCAAACUCAAAUUCAAGAGGGAGAGCGAAUAUAUUACUGAAACCUGGUCUUUGAAAGACCCAAAGAGCCCAUUGCGACGGGCAAUACACUGGUCAACCUACAGAGCGAUAGUUGUUCGGAAGGGGUAUUGGAAGCACCCCGAUGGUAUUGAAUACAAUUGGAUUUUGGACUUGUAAGUAUAUCAACCAGCUGUCGGAGCGGGAACUCAAGCUAACAUUCUGGUAGGGCGACACCUCUGCUCGAAAUUCUGAAAAGAAAUUGGCAGGGAGUCUCCAAGGAUUCAUUAUUGAGGCUACGAAAUGACGUCGAGACUAAAAUCAUCGACGCUUGGAAGGGUGAUUCAGCCGAGAAAAUCGAUUGGAAGCUCAGAGAACAGCUCAUCUGCAUCUUCCCUGAAAUGACGGCAAUUGGCACUAGUCUCUGUAGUCAAAUGAGCUCCCUAUUGGACCACUUUGCCAAAAAGGUCAACGGCUUACAUUGUUUGAUCAUUCCAAAUAUAGAGAACGCGCUCGAGCGCGUCUUCGGCGAGGCUCUGCAAAUCCAAGGUAAGCAUAUUGGCCACCGUUCUGACAACUAAAACUAAUAAACCUCUUUUUAUCUUGAUAAUUAGGUCCUGGAUCGCACGCCAAGCGUCAACAAAUUUUGGCAGAAAAUGUCCCUCUGGAGUGUGAACGUUUAGUUCCAAGACUGUGCCAAAAAAUACGAGAUGCAUUUCAUGAAAGCUUGGGAGAGGUCAAAAGAGACUCGAUGAAGAAAGCCCUUGAGGCGAUUGAAGAGGCCAAGACACAAUUCAACAUCCACGCUAGAGUUCUGUCUAACAACGGGCUAUCGGCAGGCGAGUUGAGUGAAAGUUGCCAAAAGAUCUUGGGGAUGUGGCUGGUUGAUUAGGAAUCACCAGGCAAAGACUUGGAUCACAUCUUGAAGCAAGACGUCUCGAUCCCCGAGAAAGUGACCACUGAGCAUAUAUUGAGCAUGGAAGAAGCCUAUAGAAAUCUAUUCGGCGAUGGGCCGAUGGCUCAAACUGAUUCCGAGGAGAGCGAAAGCGAGAGUGACAGUGAUAGGGAUAACGACGCCACCGGCAACGAAACGAAUCAGGACGAGGAGAUGCCGCUUGCGGACGACAUCUCCAUGGAAGACCUGGAAAAGGAACUGAAGGAGUUGGAGAAGCAACGAAAGAAACGUUAG
Clonostachys byssicola is the source of this 2941-nucleotide messenger RNA. The record is from the annotation of a GenBank genome assembly. NCBI's taxonomy places the organism in Eukaryota, Fungi, Ascomycota, Sordariomycetes, Hypocreales, Bionectriaceae.